Molecule: messenger RNA, 1131 nt
Organism: Sarcophilus harrisii (Tasmanian devil)
Lineage: Eukaryota; Metazoa; Chordata; Mammalia; Dasyuromorphia; Dasyuridae
Gene: MRPL44
Product: mitochondrial ribosomal protein L44
Exons: 4
Coding region: 70-1068 (332 amino acids)
Biological process (GO): primary miRNA processing; rRNA processing; regulation of gene expression
Cellular component (GO): nucleus
Molecular function (GO): ribonuclease III activity; double-stranded RNA binding
Source: RefSeq, a predicted model, not a curated record
GAACGUUGCACCGUCCCGACCCACUUCCUUCCUCUCCUUCUUCCCUCCUUCCGCUCACGCUGGUACAUCAUGGCGUCUGGACUGGUACGGCUACUUGUCCGGGGGCCCCGCGGCUUCCUGCAAGCUUCAGCCGCUCCGGAGCCCAUUCUGCAGAGCCGGGGCAUCAAGGGCGGCUUCCGCGCUGCUCUCCGCUUCCAGAAAGAGAGAGAGCGACGGCAGCUGCUCCGCUGCCCCCCGCCUCCCGUGCGCCGUUCAGAGAAGCCCAACUGGGACUAUCAUGCAGAAAUCCAGGCAUUCUGUCAUCGACUACAUGAAGACUUUUCUUUAGACCUUCUCAAAACUGCUUUUGUUAACAGAUGUUACAUUGAAAGUGAGGAAGCCAGGCGACAGAAACUGGGAGUAGGCAAAGAAGCUGUGGCUCUCAACCUUAGAGAUAAUCAAGAACUCUCAGAACAAGGGAGAGCCUUUUCACAGACAUGUCUCACACAGCUCCUUGGAGAUGCAUACCCAAACCUGCCCUCAGAAGGCACACAAGCAAUUGUGAAUUUUCUUACCAGUGAGGACAUUGUGUGUCACGUAGCCAGAAACUUGGCAGUGGAGCAAUUAACUCUAAGUGCAGAAUUUCCAGUCCCCGAGACAGUACUCCAACAGACUUUCUUUGCCGUAAUAGGAGUGUUGUUGCAAAGCAGUGGGCCUUUGAAAGCAUCGCUUUUUGUCAGGGACUUCUUAAUUACACAGAUGACUGGAAAAGAACUUUUUGAGAUGUGGAACGUUGUAAAUCCCAUGGGACUACUAGUUGAUGAGCUGACGAAAAGGAAUAUUUCUGCUCCUGAAUCUAGAAUUACCAGGCAGUCUGGAAGCAGCACAGUGUUACCACUGUAUUUUGUUGGUUUAUACUGUGAAAAGAAACUGAUUGCAGAAGGACCUGGUGAAACAGUGCUGGUUGCAGAAGAAGAAGCUGCUCGGGUGGCCCUGAGGAAACUUUAUGGAUUGGCUGAGAAUAGACGACCUUGGGACUAUUCCAAACCCAGUGAAAAAUUAAUGGAAAAAGUUACUGCUUUGAGUUAACUGGCCAAAAGCAUGUUAGCACUUGAACUCACGCAAAAAAAAAAAAAAAAAAAAAAAAAGAGA